CAGCAAUGGGCCCACAGUCUUGCGCCCCUUUUCCAAACUUCCAAUCCAGCCUUCGACGCACGAACAAAUUACACAAAGCUUGAAAUUGAGAAACCCUAAAUUCUCCAAUUUGGAUUCGGAUUACAUUCUCCAAGUCUGAUACGAUUAUUGUGAAUUAUUAUUUUAAUCUCAUGUAAAUAGGGUUUAAUGAGCGAGGAGUAUGCAUGUCGGUGGAAUUCCGGUGGAUCCUAAUUGGUUCCUUCGAUUUAUAUUUAGCAUCUUCUUCAUUGCUGCGGGAUUGCUGUACGUGGUCAAGAACACGGCGUCGAAGUACUUCGAAGUCGACGCCAGUUUCGAAGGCGCCGGUGGUACUGGCGGUGCACACAUUGCUGAUCGGAAUCGCACUGCGCCGGUGAGUUCAAUGGGGUCGCCGGAGGAGCUUUCUUCCUGCAAUAAUUGUGGCAAGUCUGGCGCCAAGAAGUGCUCCGGUUGCAAAUCAGUUCGAUACUGUUCGACUGAGUGCCAAAGUUCACAUUGGAAUUCCGGUCACAAGUUGAAAUGCAAAUCACUUAUAAGGAAACCCAGUACUGGCAAACGUUAUUCUGGAAUUGCAUUGGUUAUUAGUAGUGGGACUUGUAAGCGUUUUAAGAAGCCUGGGAAGGUACUUUUCCCAUAUGCGGAAUUUGUUAAACUAUACAAUUGGAACAGACCGUUUCCACCCUCUGGACUCCUAAAUUGUGGAAACAGUUGCUUUGCCAAUGUGGUUCUACAAUGUCUGACAUACACAAGGCCAUUGGUCGCUUACCUGUUGGAGAAAGGCCACCGCCGAGAGUGCAGGCGCGAAGGCUGGUGUUUUUUGUGCGUUUUUGAAUCUCAUGUUGAAAGAGCCAGCCAAAGUUCACAUCCCUUUUCUCCAAUUAACAUACUUUCCCGCUUGCCUAAGAUUGGUGGUAAUCUUGGCUAUGGGAGACAAGAAGAUGCCCAUGAGUUCAUGAGGUUUGCCAUUGACACAAUGCAAUCGGUGUGCCUUGAUGAAUUCGGUGGAGAAAAGGCAGUUGACCCGGCUUCUCAAGAAACGACUCUGGUUCAACAUAUAUUUGGCGGUCACCUGCAGUCUCAGGUUAUGUGUACCAAGUGCUGUAAUAUUUCAAACCAGUUUGAAAACAUGAUGGAUUUAACUGUUGAAAUCCAUGGAGAUGCCACUUCUUUGGAGGAGUGCCUUGAUCAAUUCACGGCAAAGGAAUGGCUUCAGGAUGACAACAUGUACAAAUGUGACAGUUGCAAUGACUAUGUCAACGCAUGGAAGCGCCUUACAAUUCGACGAGCUCCAAAUAUUCUUACUAUCGCUCUGAAAAGAUUUCAGAGUGGAAGAUUCGGGAAACUUAAUAAGAGGAUAAAAUUUCCCGCGACAUUAGAUCUUAGUCCCUACACGAGUGAAGGAGAUGGCAGUGACGUGUACAAGCUUUAUGCUGUUGUUGUGCACAUAGAUAUGCUAAAUGCAUCGUUUUUUGGCCAUUAUAUUUGCUAUAUCAAGGAUUUCCAAGGAGACUGGUUCAGAUUUGAUGACUGCAAGGUUACAAAUGUCGACUUGGCCGAGGUACUAUCACAAGGAGCAUACAUGCUUUUAUAUAGCAGAUUUUCUGCUCGACCGUCGUGUCUUAGAACUAGCACACCUUCGAAGGAUGAUCGGGCGCAAGCUGUUGGGAAACAAAUGGACUCUCGAGUGGUCGAAAAUGGUGAGAGUUGUGCACCAGUAAAGCUGGUGGGGAAUGAGCCUACCACUUCUGUAUCCCCUCAAUCCGAGAGAAGGGUCCAAGUUGUGAAUGGAGUUAAGGAGGAAGACAUUCCAAUUUUCCAUUCAAGCUCUCCACUUCCAGAAGCUAGGUUUUCCCACGAACCGAGAUCAUCUUCUGCAGAUGAUUUGGAAAUGGCUGGCUCUAUUGCCAUUAAGGAUGAACCAUCAUCUGCCUUCGAUAAUAUCCCUGCAGCAGCUGAAGAAGAUGCAAUGGACUCUGAUUCAUCUGUUCCCGUGGAAGGUUAUGGAAACCCUUCUACUACUGCCAUGGAACAAGGACAAGAUUCGAGUUGCGGAAUGGUCGUCGAUGUUGAGCCAACCACUUCUGUAUCCCCUCAAUCCGAGAGACGUGUCCAAGUUGUGAGUGGGGUUAAGGAGGAGGAAGAUAUUCCAAUCUUCCAUUCAAGCUCUCCACUUCCAGAAUCUCACGAACCGAGAUCAUCUUCUGCAGAUGACUUGGAAACGGCUGGCACUAUUGCCAUUAGAAAUGAAACAUCAUCUGCCUUCGAUAAUACCCCUGCAGCAGCUGAAGAAGAUGCAAUGGACUCUGAUUCAUCUGUUUCUGUGGAAGGUUUUGGAAACCCUUCUACUACUACUGCCAUGGAACAAGGAUCACAUGAUUCUAGUUGCGGAACGGUGGUUGAUGUUGAAGACGGCAUCAAACUUAACGGCGACUUGCAUCCACUCGCAGAAAGACAUCCUUGUCGGCAGCAACAUGAGUUCCAUGAUUUAGAUGACGACGAAAGGACUGGAACGACAAGAACAGCAGCAGCAGCAGCAGGGGUAACAAAGUGUUGUUGACGAUAUUAAGGGCGCGCCGCCGCGCGCAACUCUCUUACAAAUUUUGAUUGCUGUCCAUAUGAUUCUUAUGAUAUCUGCCAUCCUAACGAGAGAAAGUAGCAAAUAGAUGAGCACAGCUGGUAGAGAUGGGAGGAUUUUGAUUGCUGGGAUCUGGGAUUUCACUAUUUGCAGAGAAUCUCAGAUUCUACAUUUAGCGUAGCGUAGUAUGUUCGAGUUGGGGAGUUAGUUUUCCUGUUACCACACAAGAGCGCCCCGAUGUGAUUGCUCUCUCAGAUUAGGCCGUUGAGUAACUAGAUCAUGAUGAUGGCUUUCGACUCGCCCUGUCUCGUUACGUUCUUACUCUACGCAUUUCUCUUAUUUGGACUUCUCUUCAAUUAGGUUACGCUUUUGCCAUCAGAUCUUCCACCAGAGACUCCAUUAUUUUCACCGCCGUCGGCAAGCGGCUCGAGUUCCCCUGCAGGCAAUGUGGACGGGGAGCCAUCCGAGAUGAGUCGUCGGCGGCGGUCAUCACCAGGAAGAGAAAUAGGAGCCAUAUUGUAACUAACCUGUUUACCGCCAUGCCCAUGUUUGUAAUUUUUUU
Molecule: messenger RNA, 3155 nt
Organism: Linum tenue
Lineage: Eukaryota; Viridiplantae; Streptophyta; Magnoliopsida; Malpighiales; Linaceae
Source: the annotation of a GenBank genome assembly